AAGGUCCUCCCAUCCACCUAUCCAUUUAUCCUUGCAUCAAAACAAAGAGGGAAGACCAAACCUCCCUAAGCUUUCUUUCUUCUUCGAACUUCCCUCUAGCCCUUUCUUUGCUGCUACCUCUCUUUCUUUCCCAGUUCUCUCUCUAACACGCUCUAUGUCUGGGGAGAAGAGAGAGCUCUACCACCAUGAACACCACUUCCAUGAUGAUCUCUCGCCGUUUUUCUCCCAGAGGCCUGGCCCGGGUGCACUGCAAGAGUUACAAGGCUUCCAUCUGCAAGCAGCAUCACCAUACAUCAGCUUCACCGACUACCUGAGUGGCUCGUCGGAUUAUGGCUUGCUUACCAAGACCUUUGAUACGUCGUACUCAUCGCCUGAGCUGUUCGCUCCCCGCGACGGGGGGUUGGUGAAGCGAGAAUUGGUGGCGGAUACUAAUAUUGGUCCUAAUUUGAAUGUUUCUGCUGGGGGUGGUGAUGGGAGCACGACGCCGCUCACUCCCAACUCUUCGUUCUCUUCGUCGUCCACUGAGGCAGCAGGUGAAGAGGACUCCGGACGGUGUAAGAAGGAUCGGCAGAAGGUGGUGGAGGAGGAGAAGCAGCAGCUUAAAGGGAGCGAGGAAGGGGGUGACAAGUCUAAGAAAGUGAGCAGACCAAGGAAGAAGGCAGAGAAGAGACAAAGGCAGCCACGCUUCGCUUUCAUGACAAAAAGUGAAGUAGAUCAUCUUGAAGAUGGAUAUCGGUGGAGAAAGUAUGGCCAGAAGGCAGUGAAGAAUAGCCCUUAUCCAAGGAGCUAUUAUCGGUGCACGACACAGAAGUGCUCAGUGAAGAAGAGGGUGGAGAGAUCAUAUGAAGAUCCGACAAUCGUGAUCACAACGUACGAAGGUCAGCAUACACAUCAGAGCCCUGCAACCAUUCGAGGGAGCACACACAUCUUAGCGCCUCCACCAACAGUGCCGACGAGCUUCCGCCAAGACUUUCUGAUGCACCAAAUGCCUCAACUGAGCGCUAGAAGCCAGCAAGGGGAAGCAAACCCUAGCAUGUAUCUGCCAACCUUACCUCCUCUUCAGCAUCCACAGUUCCCCGACUACGGUCUCCUGCAAGACAUUGUUCCGGCCUUCAUCCACAACAAGCAGCCAUGAUUACACUUCAUCCCACCUUCUGCUUGCUUGUCACACUUAUCUCUAGGCCUCUACGCUUGUUGUACAUGUACCUAAUUCUAAGAGUAUGUAUGGACUUACCUAGUAUGGUAUAGAUGGAGCAAUGAAUUUAUCUAUUUGACUGAUUCAA
Phoenix dactylifera (date palm) is the source of this 1283-nucleotide messenger RNA. Its product is annotated as WRKY transcription factor 28-like. Gene Ontology annotation, biological process: regulation of DNA-templated transcription. The record is from RefSeq and is a predicted model, not a curated record. Gene Ontology annotation, molecular function: sequence-specific DNA binding; DNA-binding transcription factor activity. Lineage: Eukaryota; Viridiplantae; Streptophyta; Magnoliopsida; Arecales; Arecaceae.